AUGUUUCCUUCAACAUUUACUAAAUUUAGUUUACUUCCAAAAUGUUUGUUCAAUCGUUUGACUCGAGUAGUUUAUGGAUCUGGUCUUUGCUCAACUGGCGCUUUAGCAAUAGAAAAGCUUUUGACUCAACAAGUUCCUUUUAAAUUAGGGAAAAUUGUUGGAGCUGAAGCAACUGGAGUUUCAUGUAUUGUUUGUAAUUCUGACGGUCAAGUCUUCACUUGGGGUUCUCAUGUACUCGGUUUUGGACCAAAAAUUGAAAAAUUUACAAAGCCAAUGCAAAUUGACCCGCCUUUAUUUACUUCAGCAAUGAAUGAAAAAAAUUGGGUUGUUAAGGUUUUUGCUGGUGGUAGUUGUAUGGGAGCAUUGACUGAAGCUGGGCAUUUGUUCACUUGGAGUUCAAACAAACACGGUGUUUUGGCACUCUCUCAUCGAAAUCAACAAUAUUUUCUAUCUACAUUUACUUUCAAACGUUCUUUUCACAGUGGAAAUGAUAAACCAAAAGGAAUUUUUCAAAAUUUUAAGGAUCUCUUUAAACGUUAUUGGUAUAUUGCUUUCCCUGUUCAUUUGGCACUUUCAAUUUUAUGGUUUUCAAUUUUUUAUUCUACAUUGCAUUUGUUAUUGUUACUGGGUUAUGAUGUUGUUAGUUUACUUGAGUUUUUACGAUUACCUAAAAAUUGGAUUCAAAAAAUUAGAGAUUUGCCUAAAUCAGCUGGGACGUUGACUGCUACUUUAAUUCUUUUCAAGGUUGUUUAUUAA
This is a messenger RNA of Meloidogyne enterolobii, 756 nucleotides long. The record is from the annotation of a GenBank genome assembly. Lineage: Eukaryota; Metazoa; Nematoda; Chromadorea; Rhabditida; Meloidogynidae.